Messenger RNA from Paramecium pentaurelia, 645 nucleotides. The record is from the annotation of a GenBank genome assembly. Lineage: Eukaryota; Ciliophora; Oligohymenophorea; Peniculida; Parameciidae.
AUGCUACCAAUGUUCUUGUUCAUGUCAUAAGAGGUGUCUCAAUUGUUUCUAAAGAUUAUUUAUAGAAAGUCAAAAAGGAUAAUUAGAAGAUGGAUUCUUAAUGUUAUAAUAUUUGUGGGGAUGGAUAUUUAAUUUAGCAAUUAGAAUAAUGUGAUAAUUGAUGUAGCUAUACUUGUAAAGUUGAAAUAAAUCGGAAAUAUCAACAAGAGAAUAAUAUAAGUGUUUUUAAUUACGUUAUUCUACCUAAAAUUUUACUAACUAAACUCUCCAAAAACAAUCUCAGAUAAUCAAGAAUUUAAAUUAUCAUUUUCUUAACAACUACAUUUGAAUGUAACAGAUAUUAGUGAAGAACAAUAUGUAUAGAUGAUUAUAGUUGUUACUGAAAAUACUAAAGAAUAUAAUGUUGAAGUUACACCAAUUAAUUCUAUCAUUAUUGAAUUAACUGAUGUAGCAUAUAAAUUAUUAGUCAAUUUUAAAAAGAAUAUUCCUGUUUUAAAGUAAAUCUCAUUAUAAAAUGUCAAAUCAUCACAAAUCACUUUUAUAAAAAAUUGCUCUUUUAGGUAGAAUUGUUAUGUAUAUCAUUUUGAUUUUAAGUUGUGUUGCUUUUUUAUUUGGCAAUUUAGAAAUUUUAUUGAAUCUGCUUGA